AGAGAGAGAGAGAGAGAGAGAGAGAGAGAGAGAGAGAGAGAGAGAGAGAGAGCGAGAGAGAGAGCGUAGUGUACACACAGGAUCUGUAUGAGACAGCCUGAGAGUGGGAGAGAUCGAGCAAAAAGAAAAGCACAGAAAAAAAAACGAAAUGAAGAAAGGCAGAGACUGGGACGAAACAUAAUUGAAGGAUCAACUAAAGCACUGGACAGCAAGAAGGGUGGAUAAUUCAUCUGAUAAACACCAGUCCUCCUUAUGCCACGUGGAUAUAAGAAAGUAUGGAAACAAAGGAUUAAACGAGUGCAAUGCUCAGUCAUUACUGUUUUGGAACUGAGGAAAAUGAUUUGAGGAUCUUUUUUUACUUCUGAAAUAAAGAGACGCUGAUUCUUUCUUCAAAAAACAUCAUGAUACUGCUUACUCCGUCUUGCCAUCCCAUCUAAACCACUGUGUUCUUAAUGUGUGGGCAUCUACCCCUGUAGCACUCUGGCUGCUCUGCCAACCUCCAGCAGCAUCCUGACGGCACAAUGCUGUGUGCUCAGGGUGUGGCCACCCAUCUGAUGCUUAGCUCACUCCUGUUGCACUUGGCCACGGGUAGCCUACCGGCUGGCUGUCUUAAAGUCUCAGACAUCCUAAGCUGCAGCAAUCUUGGACUUACGUGGAUACCGAUAGAGUUACCAGUAACAGCCGCCACCUUGGAUUUCAACCACAACCAUCUGACCAGGCUAGAGGAAGGUAGCUUCACUGGACUUCCCAAUCUCAUAACCUUGAGGCUGGCCCACAAUCAACUGAGCAACCUUUCCCCUGGAACCUUCAGAAACGCAAGUAGCCUGCGCCACCUAGACCUUUCAUCCAAUCAGCUGAACAAGGUGGAUAAUCAUUACUUUCAAGAGCUUGUGAGAAUGGAGGAGUUGCUUCUCUUCAAUAAUCAUAUUGUUAGAGUGGAAAGCCAAGCACUGCUCAGCCUGAGCAACCUGCACAAAGUAUACCUCAGCCAUAAUCGGCUGACUGACUUCCCAUUCUUCUCCAUUCAGGAGCACAGUCAUCCUUUUCUUGUUAUACUAGACCUAAGCUCUAACCGUAUGCCCAAGUUACCUGUUGAGGACAUUGCAGCUCUGCCAGCUUCAAUUCAAGGUGGACUAUUCUUGCACAACAACACCCUGAUCUGUGAGUGUGCAAUGUAUAGCAUGUUCAAACAAUGGGAGCAAAAAAACUUUAUUUCAGUCAGGGAUUUCCAAGUGGAGCAUACCUGCUUAGUAUAUGGGGAACCCCGUGCCUCAGUGCAGUUUCUUGAACACACUCGCUUCUUUGAAAACUGCACUGUAAAGGGGAAGUUCCAGUUGGUGGAAACAGAUAAUAAUUUGAAAGUGGACGAAGGAGAAUCAGUGUUGCUGGAAUGCAAGACUUCACUAAAGGGGCAACAGAUUUCAUACCAGUGGGUAACUCCAAACAAGGAAUAUAUUGUCCCACCAGGCAACAAUGAUGUAAUGCGAAUGUAUUCAAAUGGAAGCCUGGAGAUUACUGCAGUGCGAGGGGAGGACUCUGGCAUGUACUGGUGUAUGGCAUUGGACCGGCAACAAUUACGUAACGAGACAUGGGAGGUACACAUCAAUGUGACGAAGCAUUCUCAUGAGCCUGAGCCCUUCAACACUGGCUUUACUACUCUGCUAGGAUGUGUGGUUAGCCUGGUACUGGUUCUUAUAUACCUUUAUCUGACACCCUGCCGCUGCUGGUGCCGUAAGCAGCCACUACCUGCAACACCAAGUCCAGCAAAUGAAUGCAGUGCCCAGUCUUCGAUCCUGACACCUACACCACCUGCCACCACAGAGGGUCCCGGCCGCAAGGUGUGUCAAUUCUCUCGCUCGUCUGGCAAACACUCUCUCACUCCUGACAUAUGGAUCACUCUUUCAACUCCACAGUAAUAUUUGAGAGGAGUGAACAAAUUAACUGCGAUGCCAGAAAAUUCUAGAAAAGUCUGCUAAGCCCUGAUAAUGCCUCUCAGAGCAAACAAUGAAUUUAUGGGACAUGGUUUCAGACAACAACAGAUGGAAUGGAUGCUGCCCACGCUGCAUUCACUGGCAGAAGCCAUGACGAAAAUGGCACAGCAAAACUGCCGAUGCUAGACGGUGAUACCAAGACACUUUCACUCCGAUUUAAAGCAAUGAGAAAUGAAAAAACGUAGUAGAACUGAUGUCAGACGUGUGUCAUAAAUGUGUGUGGAUUGACAUCGAGGAAUAUGAAUGAUGUUGAGAAUAAGGCAUGUAUGAGAAUAAAGUCAAUAGUAGCACAACGUGUGACUUUCCUGAUGUGUGAGUAACGGGAAUGACAUUUUGUAAGAAUAAAAAAAAUCUAAUUGUAAAUAAAUUAAUUUAAAAGAUAAACAGUAGCGAUUAUAUAAAAUACACUUUCAAGGAUGACCAAGAUGAUGUGAAUAUGGUCAAAAAAAAAAAGAUGAAAGAUGCAAUCAUCGCUUCAGCGGCCGCCAAACCCGGUGAUGCGGUUUCAACAGAACACAAAUCAAAGGUGAUGUAUUUCCCAAUGGUGCGGCUCAAACUUUGAAAGAGUGUCCAGUGCAGUGAGCAUUAAUAAUACCAUUUACUGCUCAUCAAUCAACAGAACAACCCCAUAAAACAGAAAAUGCUACAACCUACCACAGUGUCAGCAAAAAAAGAAAUUGAAAAUCUUUUCAACAGUUUAGUGAAAUAGGGGAAAAGGUCUCAAACUGUCGUUUGGAUUACGCUUAUUAUUCGGAGAAUAAACUGACUGUGCAAAAAUUAAGGUUGAUAUUAAGCGAAAUAUAGAAGAGCAAAACAAUUUUUCAUUUAAAGCAGUAUAUAUUAGUAACCUGACACAAAAUGAAGCCUUAGCUUUAGGUGAAGAGAAAAUAAAGACGCCAACGAGACCUAAAAAAUAUUCGUUACGUACGACGUGACGACAGAACACCACAGUUUGUACCAGAAACUUAUUUAAAUGAAAAUAUUUUAAACGAAUUAACAUCACUAUCAUUUACGUCAUAUAUUUAAAUUAGGUUCUGUAUUAUAUUCAUAUACUGUAUU
This is a messenger RNA of Tachysurus fulvidraco (yellow catfish), 3050 nucleotides long. RefSeq names its product adhesion molecule with Ig-like domain 3 (gene amigo3). NCBI's taxonomy places the organism in Eukaryota, Metazoa, Chordata, Actinopteri, Siluriformes, Bagridae. Gene Ontology annotation, molecular function: protein binding. Gene Ontology annotation, biological process: brain development. The coding region runs from base 522 to 1916 and encodes 464 amino acids. The record is from RefSeq and is a predicted model, not a curated record. The transcript is spliced from 3 exons.